Messenger RNA from Dioscorea cayenensis subsp. rotundata (Guinea yam), 2466 nucleotides. RefSeq names its product probable leucine-rich repeat receptor-like protein kinase At5g63930. Lineage: Eukaryota; Viridiplantae; Streptophyta; Magnoliopsida; Dioscoreales; Dioscoreaceae. The record is from RefSeq and is a predicted model, not a curated record. Gene Ontology annotation, molecular function: protein binding; ATP binding; protein kinase activity. The transcript is spliced from 3 exons. Gene Ontology annotation, biological process: protein phosphorylation.
AUGACUUACGGAUCAGCUUAUGGCUACUCUUGUAAACUUUUUUAUUAUCAAUAAAAUAGCUCUGAGAGCUCUUUCCCCAGAAAAAGAAAUCGAAAUCUUACUUUUGCUAUCGAAAUAGAUUUCUCUGAGAACUAUUUGAUGGGGGAAAUACCAGCUGAGCUUGGCAACAUAACUGGUCUGAACCUUCUCUACCUUUUCCAGAACCGAUUAACAGGCUUGAUUCCUCUAGAACUCUGUGGCUUAAAGAAAUUGAGCAAGUUGGAUCUGUCAAUAAACCAGCUUGUCGGCCCUAUUCCCACCAGGUUUCAGCGCUUGAGUAAUUUGCUCCAGUUACAGCUUUUUGAUAACCAGUUAUCAGGUGCUAUUCCUCCAAAGCUUGGGAUGUUUAGCCUGCUUUGGGUAGUGGACUUUUCAGACAAUAAUCUCACCGGCCUGAUACCAGACCAUCUGUGCAGAAAUUCUAAUCUUAUUUUGUUGAAUCUGAGGUCGAACAUUCUUGUCCGAAAUAUUCCAAGUGGGAUAACAAAUUGUUCGUCAUUGGUGCAGCUUCAUCUGGGGGAGAACAGCCUGACAGGAAGUUUUCCUUUUGAAUUAUGCAAACUGGUUAACUUGACGAUAAUCGAGUUGGAUCAAAACAAGUUCAGUGGUCCUAUUUCUGCAGAAAUUGGGAAUUGUCGAUCUUUGCAAAUAUUAAAUAUUCCAAAAAAUUAUUUUACAGCUGAGCUGCCUGUAGAGAUUGGUAAUUUGUCUCAUCUUAUGAUCUUCAACAUAUCAUCGAAUAAGCUUGAGGGGAACAUACCUCUGGAUAUUGUCAAUUGCAAGAUGCUUCAAAGGCUUGAUAUCAGCAAUAACCAGUUCAUCGGCACUUUACCAAAUGGAAUCGGGACUCUUAUUCAAUUGAAAAGUCUUAUUGUUUCGGAUAACCAGCUUUCCGGGAAAAUUCCUUCCAUGCUUGGCAAGCUUUCUCAUUUAAUAGAAUUGCAAAUGGGUGGCAAUCAAUUUACCGGGAAAAUACCCAAGGAAUUGGGUGGCAUAUCGAGCUUACAGAUUGCAAUGAACCUGAGCUGUAAUAAUUUGUUUGGAAACAUACCGUCAGAGCUUGGAAACCUUGCAUUGUUAGAAUAUCUCUUGCUAAAUGACAACAGUUUAACACGCGAAAUCCCUUUGGCUUUUGAAAAACUCUCGAAUUUACUUGGGCUGAAUGUAUCCUACAAUGAUCUCGUCGGACCCCUCCCUUCUAUUCAACUGUUUCAAAGCAUGCCGGCAAGCAGCUUUUUCGGAAACAAAGGCCUUCUCGGCAGUCCUCUUGGUGAGUGUAAUGGUGACCCAAUUGGUUUGGCUACAUGCCCAUCAUCUUCUCAAAGUAAAGGUCAUGCAAAGAAGCACAACAAACUUAUUAAUGUAACUGUUAUUCCUAUUGCAUGCAUUGUGUUUCUCGUUUGUCUAAUGCUUGUGGUCACAUUGCUCUAUUGUAAAAGGAGGGAAGCCGUAAUGCAUGAAUCAAGUGAAAUAGUUCAUGGAGCUGCAAUUUUCUCAAUAUGGAACUUCAGUGGAAAAGAAGCGUAUAAGGAAAUCGUUAAGGCAACCGAAAAUUUCAAUGAGAAAUAUUGCAUUGGUGCUGGCACUUAUGGUACUGUCUAUAAAGUGACGCUAUCAUCCUGGGAGACAUUUGCUAUCAAGAAAAUUCAGAAAAUUGAAGAUCAAGCAGAGGAACAAUCUUUCAGAAAUGAAGUACAAUCAUUAAUUCAAAUUAGGCAUCGGAAUAUUAUAAGGCUCUAUGGUUUCUGCUCCACUAAUAAAUUCAACUUUCUCGCAUAUGAGUACAUGGAUAGAGGAAGCUUAGGAGCAAUACUAAUGUCCGAAGAUGAAGCCAGGGAGUUUGAUUGGAUCAAAAGAGUGAACAUCAUCAAAGACAUAGCUCAUGCUUUAUCAUAUUUGCAUCACAAUUGUGUUCCACCCAUUGUUCAUCAAGACAUAACAAGCAAUAAUAUUUUGCUGGAUGAGGAGCACGAGGCUUGUAUUUCAGACUUUGGUAUUGCUAAACCUCUAAAUCCUAAUUCUUCUCAUUGGAGUAUGCUUGCAGGCACUCGUGGAUACAUGGCACCAGAGCUUGCAUAUAUAAUGCGGGUGACAGAAAAAUGUGAUGUAUAUAGUUUUGGAGUUAUAUCGCUAGAAGUGAUACACGGAAUGCACCCUGGAGAUCUUUUAAGUGCCUUAGCACCAAGCAUGUUAGUAAAAGAUAUUUUAGAUCCACGUCUUCCACUUCAUAUGGGCGAUCAAGUGGCCGCAAACACAAUUCUUUCAGUGAUUCUUAUUGCAUUGCUGUGUAUCGAUGCCAAUCCGCAAUCUCGGCCAACUAUGGAAAAAGUAUCUCAAAUCUUAUCUUCGGAUAAGUCUUUCUCAAUAUCCUCCAUGAUUCCUUUCCAUGCACUUACCUUGGCUCAGCUGAUGAAUGCACACCCAUGA